AUGAAUUUUUACAUUUUCAAAUCUGUCUAUGCAAUCAGGCAUCAACAUUCUUGGCGAUUUAUUGAUUCCAAACGAGUAUGGCUGGGAAUCAUAAGAAUACUACAUCUUAGAGAAUGGGUCGGAGUUUGCAAAAACAAGAAUCACAUAUUGCAUUGAAGCAUCAUGGGCCAGGCUGCAUGUGGGGAAUUCUUCACAAUUUGCAGCAGAAUAGAUGGCACAAAGUCGUGAAAAAGCUCCCUCGUGCACGCCUCGUUCAUGGAAGGCAUUCCAAUGGUGCUAAACCAGAUGCUGAACAACUAGAGCAAGACGCAGCUGGGCCUUCAACACUCGUAAAAUCUAAUGUUGAUCCUAGCCCGUCCCACAAAAGCUCGAUGAAGUCGAGAAUUAAAGCCUUCACGGAUGAGGUGUAUAAGAGGAAGGGCCGCCACCGGAGGAGCACAUCUUACCCUGUAAGAAAACCACCCGAUGAAAACCUUCCCUCACAUCAGAAAGGGAAGUCUCUGGAUGGCGUGGUGCCUCAAAACGCCGUUGAGGGUUCACACCACUCAUCUGACUCCUCCUCACAUCAUCAUGUGAGGUUGAACUAUUUGAAGCAGAAUGAGAUUGAUCAGCUUGGGGAUCAGCCAAUUAGAGAUCACACUCUUGUUCAUGGGAACUUGAUCUAUGCAAUCGAGCCGAGUAGAGGCGAUGCCCUUCAAGAGUCCAAACUAUUUAUGGAUGCCUUGACUCUGCUGAAUGUGAGAGAGGAGAUGUUCUUGAAUAUCUUGAAAGACCCUAGCAUAUCCUUGACUAAUCAGCUGCAUUGUAGGCGAUCCCCUAAUCUCAGGUACGGCUUGAACAAGUCCAUGUCGUUUGCAGCUUCUGCUCCCUCAAUUGCAAGAGAUUUCGAUGACUUGGAAGCUUCUAGAAGAAAACAUGAAACUAGAUGUGAAGAUGAUGACACAAAGGAGAGUUGUGAGGUUUUGGACAAUGCUGCUUCUCCUGCAGCAGCAGCAGCUAACAUUCUUAGGAAAAAGAGUGAUGAAAACAGAGCUGGCCUAAUCCAUUUCAAGAAUAUCCGAGACAAGAUUAAGUAUGUGAUCCGGGAUAGGAAAAAGGAGAAGAAUCGGAUCAUGAUGGACGCGCUGCACCAUAAGGUACCUUAUGGCGUCAGCCCCUCCAAGAAGUUGGCCGAAGAUAGUAGCCAGCCGGGGUGGUCUGAUUUUGGCAAAACCUCCAUAAAAGAGUACAAGAGAACAACCUCAUUUGAUAAUUCAUUGGAUAGGUAUAACCAGUUGCUAGACACCAAAGAUGAAUCAAAGCCUAGUGCACAUCCAAGCAAGCCUGCCACACUAGGAAGAAUUCUUUCACUCCCUGAUAUCAGGUCUCACAUUCCUGAUAUCAGGUUUAACCCAUCAACGGAAACUCCUUUAGUCUCAGAAAAUAGGAAUCAAGAGCAAGUGAAGGAUGAGUCAUCAGCUGAUGAGAGCAGCCCAGAACCCAUGCCAUCAAAAUCAGAAGUCGAGCAACAAGCAUAUGUCUUAGAUGAUUCGCAUCGGGAGCCAUCGCAGGACCUAAUCGAGCUUGAUGUCCCAGAAGAAGAGCUCGUAGAAGAGAGCCAAAUGCAACAGCUGUAUGGCGAGCUGAUGAAGCAGGAGGAUGCGAAAAACAACGCAGAGUUCAACUACGUGAGAGGCGUGCUUGAGCUAUCCGGGUUGACGAGUAAUGAAGGCGUUGUAGGGGAGUACCCCCUCAACCCCUCAGUGUUUGAGGAGCAACACGAAUACUGUUGUGCACCAAAUCAAGAAGAAGAUGGGGUCUCUAACCAAAUCCUCUUAUUCGAUCUCAUUAACCAAGUCCUUCUAGGGAUCCAUGAAAGAUCCUUCUGCUACUGGCCUGCGCCUCUAACUACCCGCUCAACCAUGCACCCAUUGCCCAAGGGAUCACGUGUUUUGGAGCAAGUGUGGCGUGAGAUCAAAUGUUUGCUUAGCUCCGCCCCUCAAUCUGAUCAGGAUAUGGAUUAUGCUGUUACUCACGACUUGUCUAGAAACGACGGUUGGAUGAAUCUGCAAUUGGAUGCAGAGUGUGUUGGCCUUGAGCUCGAAGAACUCAUAUUUGAUGAUCUAGUUGAUGAGAUUUUAUCACUUUGAUUUUCUCACCAACAAUUCUCCAUAGAUUUUAUUGUACUAGUUUCAUUAUCAUAUUUGUACAGUAUGUGAUAUGAUAUCAAGUGUAAAGAUGGAAAAUGAUCAAGACCAAAUACAAACAUAGUUGAAUAUCGAGCA
Messenger RNA from Salvia miltiorrhiza (redroot sage), 2264 nucleotides. RefSeq names its product protein TRM32. The transcript has 4 exons. The record is from RefSeq and is a predicted model, not a curated record. NCBI's taxonomy places the organism in Eukaryota, Viridiplantae, Streptophyta, Magnoliopsida, Lamiales, Lamiaceae. Bases 114 to 2129 code for a protein of 671 amino acids.